Aplysia californica (California sea hare) is the source of this 1620-nucleotide messenger RNA. RefSeq names its product solute carrier family 22 member 16-like. Gene Ontology annotation, biological process: transmembrane transport. Gene Ontology annotation, cellular component: membrane. Gene Ontology annotation, molecular function: transmembrane transporter activity. The coding region runs from base 12 to 1610 and encodes 532 amino acids. NCBI's taxonomy places the organism in Eukaryota, Metazoa, Mollusca, Gastropoda, Aplysiida, Aplysiidae. The transcript has a single exon. The record is from RefSeq and is a predicted model, not a curated record.
GCCCUGUUAAGAUGCAGACGUUCGAAGACCUCAUCGAUGAGCUGGGUGGUAUGAGCAAGUUCCAGGUCCUUGUCGUCUUCUGCAUCGUAUCCUGCCAGUUCACCAUCGGCUGGAGCAUGCUGCAGAUGUCCUACGCCGGGAUGAUCCCUGACUUCACUUGCCUGCAAGAUGGAGUCAACCACACGUUCAGUGCGAACGAAACGCUCAAUGUGUGCAGCGUGAACGGCACUUCAUGCUCUGGUUAUGUCUUCCAUGGUUCAGACGAUACUGUCAUCUCCGAGUGGGACCUUGUGUGUGACAGAAAGUGGGUGAAGGCGACCAUUACGUCCGUACAGAUGUGUGGAGUUCUGGUCGGCGCGCUUCUUGCUGGUCAGAUGGGGGACGUGUUCGGGCGUCGGAGCUCUCUCUACUUCUUCGUGCUCAUGCAUAUCACGUUCAACUUCAUCGCUGCUUUCUCUACCUCCUGGGUCAUGUUUGCUGCUUUGAGGUUCUUCAUUGGUAUUGGCAUCGGGGCAAUUGUCGUAGUGGUCUUCCCAUAUCCCAUGGAGUUCCUCCCCAUUAAGUGGCGUCCUCUUCUCUCAAUCAUUCCGUCAUGGACUCUCGGUGUGGCUCUCUUUUCAGUCUCAGCUCUCAUCCUGAAAAACUGGUCUCAUCUUCACAUCGCUUGUGGAGUGCUAUCCAUACCCUCCUUACUAGGGUGGGGUUUCGUUCCAGAAAGCAUCCGUUGGUUAGCUACGAAGGGAAGGCUAAAAGAAGCUGAGGAGAUAUUUGUCAAGAUGGCUCGACUCAAUAGAAAAACACUACCAGAAAACACUCAGUUUGUCCUUCAACAGAUCAUGCUCAAGGAAAGAGAAGCUCGAGACAAGGGCAGGAAAUACUCGUACAUUGAUAUCUUCAGGGGUUGGCGCAUGACCAAGAUCACCUUGGUCGUGACUUUCUUCUGGUUCUGUAUGGCUCUCUCUUUCUAUGGUAUUUCAUUUGGAGUCGCGAGCCUUUCUGGGAGUCUCUACCUGAACAUCUUUUUGUUAGGCGUUCUGGAAAUCCCGGUACAAACAAGUACAUUUUUCUUCAACAACAAAUUUGGGCGUCAGAAAACGUCCCUGUUUUUCUUUGCAAUCACUUGCGUGUCUUGCCUUGGGUGCCUGUUGGCUUACUUAUUUGCUCCCGACGGUAUCCGCGGACCUGCGAUCAAUGGACUCAGUCUCACCGCAAAAAUGAUGGUUGGGUCGGCAUGGUCUUGCAUUCAAACCUGGGGUUCUGAGCUUUACCCAACCGUCACUCGCAAUCUGGGCUAUGGUUUCACAAACACUGGUGCCAGAAUUGGGGGCAUUGUGGCGCCUUUUGUCAUCGACCUGGAUAAUCGGGUGGCCCUUUCCUACGCCGUUAUGUCUGGCCUCUUUCUGGCCUGCGUCUUUCUAGUGUUCGCUCUGGAGGAAACUAAAGGGAAAGCACUCGAGGACAGCCUCGCCUGCAAUGGGGGGAGCGCAGACAAUGCUGAUCACUCCCUCAGCCUCAAAGACAAACUCGAGCAAGAGGAAGAUACGAGCAGUGGGGUAAUCAUUUACAAGGGACCAACGGGUAAAGAACUGAAUAAUGUGGCAAAAGUUUAACGUUAGUUCG